AUGGCGGCAGGGGGUCGCGGCGGGGGUAGAUGGGGACGGGACCGUGAAGGAGGUGGCGGUUGGAAUAGGGAUGGCGGAAGGGAUCGGGGCUGGGGUCCUCGCCGCGAUCGGGAUGGGGAUGGGGAUAGGGGGCCGCGUAGGGACUUUGGCAGGGAGCGCGAUUCAGAUCGGGGCCGCGAUUCGGACCGUGGCAGGGAGCGCGAUUCAGAUCGGGGCCGCGAUUCGGACCGUGGCCGUGAGCGUCAGGCUCGUGUGGAAGAAGAUGGUGGUGGCGGUGGUGGAGAGGGCGGCCAGCAUAGGGAGCGUCGGCCUCCUCGUGGAGGAGGAGGUGGCGGCGGUGGUGGAGGAGGGUUCCGGUUCAAAGAAAGGCGCCGCGACGGCGAAGACGACCGCGGUAACGAUCGCGGCAACGAUCGCGGCAACGACCGUGGCAACGACCGUGGCAAUGACCGUGGCAAUGACCGUGGCAACGACCGUCGGGGCUUCAGGGCCCGGUCGCGCUCACCCCGGCGCAACGACCGCGACGCUCGAGGGGACCCCGUGCGGACCGCGAGCGCCGGGACAGGAGGGGCUGGGGACCAAGGCGGCGAUCCUUGCUUUGCGUCGGAUUCCAUCAAGAACUUCAAAAUCCUCGUGGCCGCAAGGGUGGGCCGGGAGCCGCACGAAAUCUUGCUCAAGCGGCAGGGAGAGCGCCCCUUCAAGGACCAGCUCUCCCUCCAGGACUACGGAGUUAGCAAUGGUGUGCAGCUGGAUCUUGAGACCUCUCUCAUCACGAGCUCUUCUCAUCCCUUGUCCAUUUCCUCGUUCCUCUCAAAAGAUUCGGACCUGAAUAAAAUCCGCACCGUCGUUCAAGCUUCCCACCUCGGGCCCCUCGUCAUGGCAUCUACCAGGACCAUCACUCGCCGCCCCGCGGCCGCAAAGACCCAAACCACCCUCACCCGGCCCUCCAAGGUCAAGAAACUCGGCACCGUCCCCGCCGCCACCACCACCACCACCACCACUACCAUUACAACAACGACCACAUCCGCAGGCCAAGUCCUCGUCACAACCGUAGUCCCCACCACCUCCUCCCCGAGCCCCUCCCUCUCCGCCGCAACCCCCACACCCACCCCCACCCAGGACAUGCGGCACCAGCUCUCCCGCAUCGCCCACUCCACGCGCACCCCGUUCGAGAAGCGCGUGUACAGCGCCCUCUGCCAGAUCCCGCCCGGCCGGUUCACCACCUACGGCGUCCUCGCCGCGCACCUGAGCUCCUCCCCGCGCGCCGUCGGCAACGCCCUACGCCGGAACCCCUUUGCCCCCGAGGUCCCCUGCCACCGGGUCGUGGCCGCCGGCGGCGCAUUGGCGGUUUCAAGGGCCACUGGGUCAAGGGCGUCGACGAGGCCGGUGGCGCGCUGGGCGAGACGCUCGAUGAAAGGUGGGGUUGCUGAGGAGGAAGGGGUGAGGUUGGCGCCGGAUGGGAGGAAAGCGAUGGGGACGCCCUUUGAUGGGUUUGCGUGA
This is a messenger RNA of Parascedosporium putredinis, 1500 nucleotides long. Lineage: Eukaryota; Fungi; Ascomycota; Sordariomycetes; Microascales; Microascaceae. The record is from the annotation of a GenBank genome assembly.